UCUAUGUAUUCACCUACCCUUUUCUAUGAGAAACAGAAAAUCUUCUCCUGAUCAUGAUUAUGUCCAAUUGGUCCAAUACACAUAACUGUGAAUCUUCUGGUGUCACUAAUAUAGAUAGUGAAGAAGAUGAACAUGGAAGUGAGCUUGCUGAAGGUCGUGAUUUAUGGCAUGCAAGACGGGCAUUCUUAAGAAGUUACCACUUCUCAAAGCAAAGUGGGUUGAAGGAGAAGCUAAGGAUGUCUGUGAAGGAGCUUAAUGGGAUGGCUAUGGUGGUGGUUUCAGAUAUACGUCGACAUGUUUCUACGAGAAGGCUUGGGAUUAGGGCUUUCAGGUUUACAAUGGAUUUGCCAUCUUUGUUUUUUAUUAGUUUAAGAUGUUAUACGCCAUGGAUAAAGAAGAAGCCCAUAAAGGAGUGACUUUUUUAGUAUGUUUGUAUGUGUGUGUGUGUGUGUGUGUGCCUGUGUGUCGUCAAUUGUUAUCUAAUUUUCAUUUUUCUUAAGAGUUAUCUUUUUUCCAA
Messenger RNA from Ziziphus jujuba (common jujube), 517 nucleotides. RefSeq lists its product as uncharacterized. The transcript has a single exon. The coding region runs from base 54 to 416 and encodes 120 amino acids. The record is from RefSeq and is a predicted model, not a curated record. NCBI's taxonomy places the organism in Eukaryota, Viridiplantae, Streptophyta, Magnoliopsida, Rosales, Rhamnaceae.